AUGGAGACCUUACCCCCAGAGAUAUGGCUUCAGAUCAUCAACUUCGCGGCUGCAUCCGAAGGAGACCAUCUGAAGGCCCUCAUUAAUAUAGCAUUAGUUUCUAGACAAUUCCACCAUACGAUAUUCUGCAGCGAAAACGACAGUGCGAUAUGGAAGCCCGCGGCUGUCAGAUACGGGAUGCACCCCAAUACCCACCUUGACGACGUACUCUUCACGGGAACUAGCUUUCUUGAAAGCCGGUCCUGGAGAACGGUCUUUAAGUUCAUGAAAGAAUUGCAAAAGCCAUUCCCUCAUGAGUCGGAUGUCACCAUCCCCAAGGCGAAGAAAGUAGCAUGGCAGCUGCCUUCUCUCAAGGAUACCAAGGAAGGAUUCGUCAGACGGACUUUUGAAAUGGCAUGUUGUGGGAAUGGCAGGGGUCUGUCGUACAGCGUAAAGCAGCCAGUUCCCGCAGAUAGAGGCAAUAUCCUCUUCGAGGCGCGCAAUAUCGACAAUGAUAAGACCGCUGUCGCUGCUGGGCUCCUCGAAGCCGGAGAAGAAAGGGCAAGACAGGCUAGCGGGAGGCCAAGAAGAGUAGAGCGCCAUAGAUUAUUCCCCUACCCGCUUCCCGCUGGCUACAUGGUAACGGAAGAGCCAGAGAGGGGCGGAUUUGUGGUUUCGAAGAUUGAUCCCACUACUGGAAAUCCAGCAAUGUCAUGGCUAUUUGGCGACCGGCAACCCGACCGGUUUACUUCGCACAAAGAUAUCAUGGUCGCCAUCACCUAUCAUGGACCAGACGACAAGAUAUCUGAGCUUUCAAAUGCCGAAAACUGUCGGUCUAUGUUUGUAUGUUUGAAAGCCCACGACAGUCGUAAACCGGCGAACGAAAUUGCGAAGCCUAUAUGGGCAUUCGAUGUAUCUUUUGAUUGGUAUCAUCCGGAUGACGACUACAGAGGAUUUGCGCAUGUCAAGAACUUUCAUAUCACAUCGAAUUAUGUAGUUGCCCUCAUUACACGACACCCUAGCGCUAUAAUGAGGAAGAUCACAGGCACAUACUUCGUCAUCAUGGAUCUCAUGACCGGCAAGAUUGUGCGGGAAAUCAAAAUACAUAAAAAGGCUGUGUCACCAGCCGAGCCUGCUCAGCUUCCGAACAUCAACGGCCCGUUACCAUUGAACCGAGGCUCUUAUACUACUGCCUUCAGUCACGACUUUAUUCUCACUGAUAGUUUAAUUGUUUCUGGCGGUCCAGCUGGCGAAAUCCUCGUCUGGUGUAUCUCGGGCGACAAUGCAUCUGAUACUCCGAUUGCUGUUAUACCUACGGACAAGCAUAAUGGCCACCAGCUGCGCUUCACUGACCUCCAGCUCUCUGCUUGUGGAACAUACCUUGCCCUUACCUCCAGCAAACAAAUUUACAUUUACGAUAUGAUCUCUAAAAAGCUAAUUGAAGUUUAUGACAACGGUCGUGGUGUCAGCGAGGCCAACAUUUAUUCUAGCAACCCGCUCGACGACUUUUCUUCUGGUGUUUGGGUACGUUGGACAGAUUGGACACUGACUAGCGUAGAAACCUCUCAUCCCAUGGCGGUUUCAUCGCUUGUGGCAGACGAGCAAAAGUAUUGGAAGCGAAUUGGAGCUGGAGUUGCAUAUUUACAUGAGGCCGGUAUUGAGUUGUCGUACGACAACCCAUUGAGAGCCUUAACGGUCCCUAAAAGACGCCCGCGAUGGGUAAAUAAUUUGAGGAGAGCGAUGCAUGAUAAUUCAUCUUGGAUUUUCCUCACUCUUAUUGGGUUGCUUUUCGCAGCCCUGUAUGCGAUUUUAGGUGUUGGUAAAGGGUAUAUUGCUGGAUAUAUUGGUGGGGCGUUAGAGAGGGUUGUAGGAACUCCCUCGAACUUAUAG
This is a messenger RNA of Orbilia oligospora ATCC 24927, 1869 nucleotides long. RefSeq lists its product as uncharacterized. NCBI's taxonomy places the organism in Eukaryota, Fungi, Ascomycota, Orbiliomycetes, Orbiliales, Orbiliaceae. The transcript is spliced from 3 exons. Gene Ontology annotation, molecular function: protein binding. The record is from RefSeq and is a predicted model, not a curated record. The coding region runs from base 1 to 1869 and encodes 622 amino acids.